Scedosporium apiospermum is the source of this 546-nucleotide messenger RNA. Its product is annotated as putative deaminase. Bases 1 to 546 code for a protein of 181 amino acids. The record is from RefSeq and is a predicted model, not a curated record. Gene Ontology annotation, molecular function: catalytic activity. Lineage: Eukaryota; Fungi; Ascomycota; Sordariomycetes; Microascales; Microascaceae. The transcript is spliced from 2 exons.
AUGGGCAUCACAGAACAAGACCGAGGCUACCUACGACAGUGCAUCGAGCUUGCCCGCGAAGCUCUCGACGCCGGCGAUGCUCCCUUCGGUUCCGUUCUCGUUGACAGCGCCGGCCGGAUCCGAUACACAGAUCGCAACAAGGUCAAGACCAAGGCAGAUGUCACUUGGCACCCCGAGUUCACCAUUGUGCUGUGGGCUCAAACGCACAUGACGGAGGAGGAGCGGGCGACGUCCACGGUGUACACCUCCGGAGAACACUGCCAGAUGUGUUCGACUGCUCAUGGAUAUGCCGGUCUGGGUCGGAUCGUAUUUGCGUCGUCCACAGCUCAAUACAUGCAGUGGUUGGGCGAGUUGGGCGUCGGGUCGCGUCGUGUGAGGAGCAUCCCCAUCAAGGAGGUGGUUCCCGACUUAGAGGUAGAUGGUCCAGAUCCUGAGCUAGCCGCUGAGGUCCGGAAGCUCCACGAAAAGAGGUUCAAAGCGAUGGUGUCGGCGACGGCUGAGGACAUUUCGGAGGAGGUUGAGGGAGGUGGAGGGAGGUUGGAGUAG